Messenger RNA from Lactuca sativa (garden lettuce), 417 nucleotides. RefSeq lists its product as uncharacterized. NCBI's taxonomy places the organism in Eukaryota, Viridiplantae, Streptophyta, Magnoliopsida, Asterales, Asteraceae. Gene Ontology annotation, biological process: proteolysis. The record is from RefSeq and is a predicted model, not a curated record. Gene Ontology annotation, molecular function: aspartic-type endopeptidase activity.
AUGGGGUUUAAUGAUAGCCGCCCAAUGAAGACAGAGGCUCCUGAGGUGAAGAGCCGCGUAUUUCAGCUGAACACUGAGGAGGCCCGAGUUGCGCAGGACGUCGUGACUGGGACCUUUUUGGUCAAUGGAUUGUUUGCUCAUGUUCUUUUUGAUUCGGGGGCUACCCCAUCAUUUGUAUCUCUUUCACUUGGCAAGAAGUUUCAAGAUGCUCUAGGGAUUUUGGAUUCCCCACUUGAGGUGGAGAUUACAGAUGACCGUACCGUGAGCUCUAUGAGGGUAUUUCGGAGGAGUAUUCUGAAUAUGUUCGGUGAGAUAUUUCCUAUCAAUUUGGUGUCGAUUCCCUUGAGGGGAUUGAAAGCAAUUAUCGAGUUGGACUGGUUGGGGCCUAAUGGGGCCAUAAUAGAUUGUGAGCGGUAG